UUAACAAGAAGGAGGAUUCACAUUCAUCUAGUACUAGUGCAGCUGGUGCACAAGUGGGCUCUAAGAUGGCGGCCUCUGCAACAAGUGUAGUUGCAGGAAGUUCUUUUCCUAAGGAUAAUAAGGUGGAUAGCUUGUCUAAAGACAACAACAAGAACGCAAACAACCUGAGUUCUUCGAAAGGAGGUGGAGCAUCUUCCUCCAGUGGUCAAAAAGGGAGUAAAAACAAAGAGAAGAAUGGAAAGGGUGGAAGCUUCUAUAACAAGGACAAGGAUAAAGACGGAGGAAAGGACAAGUUAAGGCUCGAUGCAAUUCAUUUCCAGCAGUCAUUUUCUUCUAAUUCCUUACUUUCUUGGAAUAAUGAUCCGGAAGAAAUUGAAAUGAAAGGAAGAAGUGUAUUGCUUUGAGUUCUAACCAAGGACAAAGAUGGAGGCGAGCGCAAGAUGUCCAGAACAAACAGUGGCGCUGGAGGGAAAAACGCCACUAAUAAAGCAGGAGGUGCUGUUAGUCGAACUAAUAGUGGGACAACUUCUGGAGACCGAGAGGCGACCUCUACUAAGGGAGCAACAUCGUCUGCUAGUGGAGGAAAGCAGCAAACUGCAG
Amoebophrya sp. A25 is the source of this 600-nucleotide messenger RNA. The record is from the annotation of a GenBank genome assembly. NCBI's taxonomy places the organism in Eukaryota, Dinophyceae, Syndiniales, Amoebophryaceae.